This is a messenger RNA of Triplophysa rosa, 1158 nucleotides long. RefSeq names its product CD74 molecule, major histocompatibility complex, class II invariant chain a (gene cd74a). The transcript has 7 exons. The coding region runs from base 74 to 766 and encodes 230 amino acids. The record is from RefSeq and is a predicted model, not a curated record. Gene Ontology annotation, cellular component: basement membrane; membrane. NCBI's taxonomy places the organism in Eukaryota, Metazoa, Chordata, Actinopteri, Cypriniformes, Nemacheilidae. Gene Ontology annotation, biological process: intracellular protein transport; cell-matrix adhesion; antigen processing and presentation. Gene Ontology annotation, molecular function: MHC class II protein binding; macrophage migration inhibitory factor binding.
UGUUUAAAACCCUGCAGAGACGGUGGAUUUUAUUGAUACAAGCAGCAGAGAAAUACACACAAACACGCUCCUGAUGGCAGAUCAACACAAUGAAGCGCUUCUUGAGCGCGUGCCGAGCCAGGAGACCGUCCACAGCACGAGCCGGAGCUCUAAUGGUAAAGCUCUGAAGGUGGCUGGACUCACUGUUCUGGCCUGUCUGCUGCUGGCGGGUCAGGCUCUGACCGCUUACUUUGUCUGGGGUCAGAAACAGCACAUCAGCACUCUGACUGAGGGCCAAGAGCAACUGAAGAAUGAGCUCACCCGCAAAACAUCAGCUGGAGCUCCAAAGGUGAUGCGUCUGCCCAUGAACAGCAUGCCCCUGUUGAAGGAUUUCUCCGAUGAGACCACCGAACAGAAACAGGCCCGUGUUCCCCUCACGAAACUGCGGCCAAGUUUCCUGAACCAGAGAGAGGGCAGCGGAGUUUUUGAUGAAGCUUCUCGACUGAUGCCAAAGCAAAUGCAUCUCCCAAUGAAAAGUAUGGAACUGGAGCCAGACACUGAUGUUAAGAGCACACCUGCUGAGGCUGUCGAGCUUGAGAGCAGAUGUCAGCUGGAGUCCAUGAAGCAGGUGAGACCCGGAUUCUACCAGCCACAGUGUGACGAGCAGGGUAACUUCUUGCCCAUGCAGUGCUGGCACAGUACCGGUUACUGCUGGUGCGUGGACAAGGAUGGCAGCGAGAUCAAGGGCACUCGCAUCCGUGGAAGACCCACCUGUGGUACAGAGUAAAGAAAGCUUCUCCAACAACAUUGAUGUGAAAUUUUCAACUAUAAAGUCAAGAUGAGAAGAUUCUCCCGUCAUUCAGUCUUAAGUUUAUUACGUACAUCUCUGUCCCGAUGAUUUUUGCUUCACAUAGAUAUUAAUAAUAGAUCAGAAGACUUCUACAGUAUGACUCUUCUACUCAAGAUCUCUAUCACGUGUUUGAAAUACACUCAGACCUAUAUAAUAUUUCUAUGAGAUCUCUAACCCUUUGUUCUGAUCAUAUCGACUCUGUAUGUUCUGACAUAAUUCUGCAUGUUUUCACUUGUGGCAUGUUUGUAGAAUGUGAAUAUCAGAAUGAUUCUCAACCAGAGAGACUGUAAAUAUGAAGGUAGCAAUAAAACAUGCUUUUUCUAACUGUA